AUGCGCAGAAAGAGGCCGCUGCUCGUGGUCGCCACUGCAGGCAUUCUGCUCUUCUUGAUUUGGCAUCUUUACGGCUCGUCCUCGGAAUGGGUUCGUGAUGGAUCCUCUUCUGAGUAUGGACUAGGUCACAAGGACGAGGGAGAACCGUUGAAGGAGUUGGAGGAAGGCCUCAGUCACCGUCCUUCGAAGCCCGGGAAAGGCCAUAUCAUCAAUCAAAUUGCCAGCUUUAUUCCGCUCCCCACAGCAAUUCAAGAUCUUCCCAGGAUCCAGUAUGACUUCAAGCCCGAGAGCGGACCGGCCAGAGAGUCUCGGCUGGCUCGUCUUGAAGCUAUCAAAGCGGCAAUGAUGCACUCGUGGAAGGGCUAUCGACAGAGGGCAUGGCUGAAAGACGAGCUGGCCCCUGUGACAGGCGGAUAUAGAAGUACUUUCGGUGACUGGUCUUUGACUCUGGUGGAUACCUUGGACACACUCUGGCUGAUGGGCUUCAAGAACGACUUUGAGGCCGCCGUUCACGCGGUGGCCGGCAUCGAUUUCAACACUGCCACACAACUUCCAAUCAAUGUCUUCGAGACUACAAUCCGUCAUCUUGGAGGUCUGCUCGGAGCGUAUGAUGUGAGCAAUCGUCAAUAUCCUACAUUGCUCGACAAGGCUAUAGAGCUUGGUGAAAUGCUGUACGGCGCAUUCGACACGCCAAACCACAUGCCAGUUACGAAGUGGUCAAAGAUUGGUGUCGAGGGUGCAUCAGGCCAUACUCUCGUCGCUGAGCUUGGGACGUUGAGUCUUGAAUUUACCAGGCUCACGCAGCUGACCGGAGACCCGAAGUAUUACGACGCGGUGCAGCGCAUCUCAGACUGCCUCGGAAGCCAGCAGAACUAUACAAGGGCACCAGGCCUUUUCCCACAUAUUGUCAAUGCGAGGGAAUGCUGGUUUGGGGACGGCGUGACCUUUUCUAUUGGUGGGUCAGCCGACUCGGUUUACGAGUAUUUCCCUAAGGAAUAUCAGCUGCUCGGAGGAGCCAACGAGCAGUACAAGAGGCUCUUUGAAAUCGCCAAAGAUCCAAUGAAGAAGUUCAUCCUCUUCAAACCCAUGACACCAACCAACGAAGACAUUCUCAUGGCAGGUACCUUAAAGUCCUUCAGGCCCGGCCAUACCGAACUCAUCCCACAGACUCAACACCUCGCCUGCUUCGCUGGAGGCAUGUUCGCUUUGGCUGCGAAAUUGUUCAGUUCUCCUGAAGAUCUGGAGACGGCCGACAGAUUGGUUCACGGCUGCAUCUGGGCGUACAAGCAGACCGCGACAGCCAUCAUGCCGGAGAUGUUCCACCUCAUUUCGUGCCCUGCUGACGACCGUCAGUGUAAAUGGGACGACAAAGCCUGGCACAAGCACAUGCUCCUCCUCAACUCCCAUGACGAAACUCCCCAGGACAAACUGCUGCCUGAGGGCGAACGCUUCCGCAAAAAGUCCCAGCGGCUGCGCUUGCCCAAGGGCAUCGCGGCCAUCGCCAACCGUGCAUACGAACUGCGCCCCGAGGCGGUCGAGUCGAUCUUCGUCCUCUAUCGCGUCACGGGCGACGAGUCCUUGCGCGAAAGCGCGUGGGAAAUGUUCGAGGCCAUCACCAAGUACACGCGCACCGAGUUUGGCUAUUCUUGCAUUGAGGACGUGACGCUGUCCGAUCCGCGCAAGACGGACAAGAUGGAAAGCUUCUGGACGGCUGAGACGCUGAAGUACUUUUGGCUGUUGUUCGAAGACCCCAACGUCGUGAGUCUCGACGACUUCGUCUUGAACACGGAGGCGCAUCCAUUUCGAUUGCCCAAGAAGCGAUGA
Cladophialophora psammophila CBS 110553 is the source of this 1824-nucleotide messenger RNA. RefSeq lists its product as uncharacterized. Gene Ontology annotation, biological process: N-glycan processing; carbohydrate metabolic process. Bases 1 to 1824 code for a protein of 607 amino acids. Gene Ontology annotation, cellular component: endoplasmic reticulum; Golgi membrane. The transcript has a single exon. Gene Ontology annotation, molecular function: mannosyl-oligosaccharide 1,2-alpha-mannosidase activity; calcium ion binding. NCBI's taxonomy places the organism in Eukaryota, Fungi, Ascomycota, Eurotiomycetes, Chaetothyriales, Herpotrichiellaceae. The record is from RefSeq and is a predicted model, not a curated record.